GGCUCAGGGGCUGCGUGCACCAUGGCCUGGACCCCCGUCCUCCUCGUGCUCCUCUCUCAGUGCACAGGUUCCCUCUCCCAGCCUGUGCUGACUCAGCUGCCCUCCCUCUCUGCAUCUCCGGGAGCAUCAGCCAGACUCACCUGCACCCUGAGCAGUGGAUUCAGUGUUGGUGGAUACCGGAUAUACUGGUACCAGCAGAAGCCAGGGAGCCCUCCCCGGUAUCUCCUGUGGUUUAAAUCAGACUCCGAGAAGCACCAGGGCUCCGGGGUCCCCAGUCGCUUCUCUGGAUCCAAAGAUGCCUCGGCCAAUGCAGGGCUUCUCCUCAUCUCUGGGCUCCAGCCUGAGGACGAGGUGGACUAUUACUGUGCUACAUGGCAUGGCAGUGGGAGCAGCUUCGGUUACUCACAGUGA
Molecule: messenger RNA, 411 nt
Organism: Pteropus alecto (black flying fox)
Lineage: Eukaryota; Metazoa; Chordata; Mammalia; Chiroptera; Pteropodidae
Product: immunoglobulin lambda variable 5-39
Exons: 2
Coding region: 22-411 (129 amino acids)
Biological process (GO): immune response; immunoglobulin production
Source: RefSeq, a predicted model, not a curated record